GGGAACAGACCUCCAGCCCGCGGAACACUCCUCCAGCCCGGGGAACAGACCUCCAGCCCGCGGAACACUCCUCCAGCCCGGGUCCAGUUCCACCUGGUGGGGCUAACUGCCGUUAAAUCACCGGUAUGUGUGAGAGCAGAGCGGUGCCCAGCGGGAAGGUUUACCGGCAGCUGUUUGACGCUCAGGUCCAGCUGUCCAGAUCUCUGCUGGCUGGACGCAAAGACACAAGGACAGACUGUCUGUCUGCGGAGGACAGCGUCACACACUGCAGCACGACCAGCAGGUUGUUGUGUCCUCCCUCCAGCAGGGGGCAGCAGGUGGAUGAUGAUGAUGACGUUGAUGAUGUCAGCAGACUUCCUGACUCUGUGGUGGUCGAUCAGCCGAGCUCUGACAUCAUCGAACGACUGACGGAGAGAAAAAACAAAAAACACAAAGAAGCUCUGAAACAGCUGGAGACAGAACUCACACACCUGUCACAGGAGUGUGAGUCUCAGGCGAGGACCAUCAGUGUGGAGCUGCUGUCCUCUCUGCAGGACGUGGACCUCAGACUGAACAACCUGAAGGACAGAAUGGAACACCUGGAUCACCUCAGCGUGCAGGAGGUGUGUGUUCUCUGGGAGGAGGUGGAGGAGGAGGUGAAGAUGAAGAAGAUCAGAAUCAUGGAGCUGAACCACAAACUGAUUGAAUCAGAGACUCAGCGAGCUGCCGAGAUUAAAGUUGUGCUCAGGACGUUCCUCCACCUGCUGCAGAAGAUCAACUUCCUGUCUCCACCUGACGUCUGCAGACUGGUUCAUGCCGAGGCCACGAUGUUGAAUCAGUCUCUCCUGGCGAACCGUCGCAGCGUGGCUCGUCUGCUGCUACUCCUUCAGGAGGAGAACCUGCAGCAGGAGUCACUCCUCCGCCUGCACUGGGAGGACUGUCUGAGCCGCUGGAGGAGGAGUCGGGUCACCGAGGUUAUAGACCGCUUCAGGAGGCUCUGCUGCAGUGACGAGGAGCAGCAGCUGGUCUCAGGUCAGCUGGACUCAGGUCAGCUGGACUCAGGUCAGCUGGUCUCAGGUCAGCUGGACUCAGGUCAGCUGGUCUCAGGUCAGCUGGUCUCAGGUCAGCUGGUGAUGCAAGACCUGACAGGACAACGUGAUGACAUCAUCUCUAAGAUCAGCUCUCUGGUCCCGCCCUCCACUGCUCUGGUCUCUGAUUGGUCCAACCAGCUGACAGCCGUCAAUCAACAGAUCGACAGUCUCCACACUGACUUCCUCCAUCAGCUGCGGUGCUGCUAUGAACAGAAGUGGCAGGAUCGCCUGGCUGAGGUGGAGCGCUGUAAGGAGGCGCUUUCUGCUCUGCAGCUGGCUGAGGAGGAGGUGAACAACAUCGUCAGCUCUCAGCUCCUCAUUCUGAUUGGACAACACCAGAGACAAGAUGAAGAGCGAUUGGCUGCUUUAGAUCUGUGCUGUGACUCUGUGGCUCGUCACGCCUUCAGUAUCAGCAGGCGUGUGUUUGUUGUGAUGCAAGGAGCAGCGUUGCAAUGGGAGACACACAACCACAGGUUAGAGAGGAAGAAGGAAGACCUACAACAACACCUGGACGACCUCAGACACACACAGCAGCAACACAUACAGAGGAAGAAGGUGCAUCUGGACGACCUGCUGAGACGACUCCGGCAGGAGGGCAGUGAGGAGGCUCUGAAGAGGUCUCUGGACAAAACUGUCCACUACCUGCAAGAUGUCAAAUCCAGCUGUGGACAGUGUGUCUCUGAUCAGUGGGAGGUGUUGAGUCGUCUCCCCUCAGUCCUCCUGGAGGAGCUCCUCUCCUACAGCAGCAGCCUCAGCUCUUUCUUCCACCUCGACCACACCUACAAACCGAGUCCAGAAGAAUUGCAGAAGCUCCACCCAUCAUCCGCCCCCUCCACCCAGUCAGAAACCAGUGGUGGAGCUGAAACACAGAAACCAGAGGAGACGACACAGAGUCAUCCAAUCAGAUGUCAGAAUGACACUGACCCCGCCCAGCCCUCUCAGGAUUGGCUGACUGAGGCGGAGUCCUCUCUCCUGGAUCUCUGUGACACCAGCAGUGAUGUCACAUUUACAUCACCCAGUGGUGUGACCUAUAGUGGCCCCACCUUCAGAUGCCCCACCCUCAACCUGCAGCAGAAAACUCACCUGAGUCUUUUUCCUGUGGAGCUGCUCACAGACAACCUGAACAGGAUGAGGACUCUGUUCUUUGAUCACCUGGAACAGCGUUUCCAUGAUGUACUCAGCUGGGGUGUUGCCACGGUUACAGACAGGAAGGAGGUGGUGCGUUUGGAGCAGGAGGUCCAACUGCAGCAGCUGAACCCCAAACACAUCGAGAACCACAUAUACCAACAACGACUGGCUGAGCUGCAGCUCCACAGGCAGCAGGUGGACACUCACUGUGAGGAGGUGUCAGCUGUGUUGGACUCCUGCAGGGAGGAGCUGCGAGAGCUGCAGACCUCCGUCAGCAGGAGGAACCAGGAGUUCAUCGUCAGUCUAUCCAACAUGGAGGAGGAUGACCAGUCAGCUGACAGCCGUCAAUGGCUGGAGGCUGUUAGCUCUGCCCUGCAGGACUGUCUGGAUCAACAUAUUAAAGACACCCAGCAGAUUCAGACAUACUUCAGACGGCACGUCCAGCUCAGACUGCAGGAGGUCAGAAACAAAACGACACACCUCCUCACCUCCUUCAGGCUGUUCAGUGAAGGAGGAGACUUUGCUCCUCAGGAGGUGAAGCAGUUCCAGAGGAAGCUGAAGGAGGAGACCAGACAGAUUAGGGUGACAGAGGAGUCCAUCUUCUCUGAGCUGGAGCUGUUUGAGUCUCAGAGUUUACAGCAGGUGAAGGAGGCAUCUGGACGGAUGGAGGAGAAACUGUGCCUGCUCAGGUCUGAGCUGGAGUUCACAGAGGAGAUCCAGAAGAUCAGCAGCAGCAUACGAGUUCAAAUCAAGGCACAGGCAGCCUGCAGUAACCUGCAGCAGGAGGCCAUCACCAGCAGACUGGAGGAACUGAGGAAGAUGAUGGAGGACACACAGGUGUGUACAGGUCAGGUGUGUCGUCUCCUGUCCUCAGUCAGUGAAGACCUCAGGAGGCGGAGUCAGUAUCUGGACAUCUCAUUGGAGUCCACCCUGCAGGAACGUCGCUCAGCUUGUCAUAAAUCCAGGACGCAGAUCCGCUCCGCCCUUCCUCAGACGAGCGGGACGGCUGUGGACAUCCUUGACGACCCUUUGGUGGACGUUGUCAAGUCUCUGAGCUGGUUGAGUCUGAUCCAGGAUCCAGAGGGAGCAGAGAGAGCGCCAGCUGCUGGUCAGAGUCCAACUGUCCCACAUGUCCAACAGAGAGGGACAGAGUCUGUCAACACACUGAGUGUGAAGAGGAGCUGCAGGUCAGCCAGGUCUAACAGGAGGUUCCAGGUGUUUGGAGUAGAACCAGAGAAGAACCCACACUCCCUCAGCUCCACCCUGAACUCUGUGUUGUGGAAAGCCAGUGAUGUCCUCCUGCAGGUUGCCAAGGACUUCUACCGCUGCGAUCGUUGUGGUCUCAGCAAAUUCUUCCUGGUUCCUGACAGUUUGGACCAAUGGGCUGACAGCAUGCAGCAGAGGCUGCUGGGAUUCCAGGAACAGACCAGGAAGUUUCUGAGCACAAGCAGAGAGGAGUUGGAGACUCAGCUGUCCAUGUUCGAGGAGCUGCUUCACUCCUUACCUGCAGUUUUGAUCAGUAACCAUGAGCGACAGCAGGGGGCGGGGCUUACAGAGGAGGUGGGCAGAGUCAGACUGAAGAUGGAGGAGAUGCUGGCGUCCAGCGAGGAGCAGAAGCGUGUGAAUAUCCAUCAGCUCAGAGUGUCUCUCAGAAAUGACAGGUUUCAGAGUCUGAACAGCAGAGAGGAGUUAAGACAGCAGCAGCUGCACAGUGCCGUCUGCAGCACACACCAGGAACUACAGGUGUGUGUGCGAGCCAGAGGGGAGGAGUUUGUCACAUCAUUGGCGUCUCUCACAGAGCAGCUGCUCUCUCAGCUCGACCUCCUGGUCACACCUGAAGAAACGGAGGCACACAAGCACCAAGACACCGCUGUUACCAUUGAGACGGGAGCUGAAACAGGACGGAAACCCUGCACGGUCAGCAGGACCUGGCCUGGUAUCCCGUACCUGUUGCCAUCCAGUGUUACCAUGGCAACAACAGCAUCCAUCACCACGACCAGGUGCACCCUGGGACAUCUGGCUGUUAUUGAGCAGAGAGACGCUGCUGUGAAGCGGUUCGAGCAGAUGGUCAGGUCGGAGUUGUCUCGUUCAGAUGACGACAAACGAAGACGACUGAGUGAAAUACACACCUGGAACACACACUGGAGACAGCAGAUACAUACUCUGACACACACACACUAACACACACACUAACACACUGACACACACGCUGUGUAAGCUGAAGUGUGAUGGCAGCAGCUGAUUGGCUGUUUGCAUUGUAGAUUCUGAUGUCAUCAGCUGUGUUGAUGUUUGUUAAUAAACAGCAGAA
Epinephelus fuscoguttatus (brown-marbled grouper) is the source of this 4506-nucleotide messenger RNA. RefSeq names its product coiled-coil domain containing 180 (gene ccdc180). The transcript has 37 exons. The record is from RefSeq and is a predicted model, not a curated record. Bases 126 to 4379 code for a protein of 1417 amino acids. NCBI's taxonomy places the organism in Eukaryota, Metazoa, Chordata, Actinopteri, Perciformes, Serranidae.